Messenger RNA from Emiliania huxleyi CCMP1516, 843 nucleotides. Its product is annotated as gamma carbonic anhydrase. Bases 35 to 514 code for a protein of 159 amino acids. Lineage: Eukaryota; Haptophyta; Isochrysidales; Noelaerhabdaceae. The transcript is spliced from 3 exons. The record is from RefSeq and is a predicted model, not a curated record.
CUGCGCUGCACAUUACGGUUGUCGCUUGGGUGCAAUGAAGCGGGUGCUCGUCGGCGUCGGGAAGGCCCUGCGCGACACCGGUCAGGCGGUGGAGCGGAUGGGCAUGCGCGCGCAGGACAACUGGAUUUUCCAAGAGAAGAUCUGCAGGCACCGCGCCCUGAUGAACCUGUUCGACCAGCGACCAAAGCUGCGGCCCUCCGUAUUCGUGGCGCCGAACGCCUCCCUCAUCGGCAACGUGAGCGUGAUGGACGAGUCCUCGAUCUGGGCGCCCUCGUUGAGACGCACGGCGUGCUCGAGGCUGGCUCCGUGCUUCCGGCCGGCGGGCUGGUCCCGCGUGCAUGGCGGCAACCCGGCCGCCUUCGUGCGCAAGCUCGAGAAGGACGAGAUCGCGGCCAUCGAGAAGAAGGCCGAGGACGUGUCGAUGAGCGCCAAGAAGCACGCCGACGAGUUCCUCGCCUACUCGAACACCUACCAGCUCCGCGAGCAGCUGGGCACGGCCGCCGGCAAGAUCUAGCCGCAGCUCGUGGCGCCCACCUCGCAUCACCGCUGCCGGCUUUGGGGCGCCGCCAACGGCUAGAUCUUGCUGGGCACAGCAUUCUCUCCCCCCUUGGCGCCCUUGGCGGCGCGCCCCACCGCUGCCCGACCCAGUCGCCGCAUGUGGAGCGGUGCCCGCUCUUGCGCGCCGCACGACCGGCGCGGGCGCACGCGCCGUCUUCGUCUCUGUCGUCGGUUUUGGUAUACAGCCUGGUUGCGGGGCGGUAGGGCACGGGCGGCCGAUGCGGCGGCUAACCCUGCUGCGGUGCGUGUUGGCCGCACUUCGGCGCAAAGACCGGCGAUAAAUCU